AUGGCUGAAAUAGACGUUGUUGGACCGAGGAGUCCGACUCUCGAGACGCUCCAGAAUCGCCAACGCGAAAUGCGGCGAGCACGACCGCCAGAUAUAACAAUUAUUAAAAAUGAGAACAGAAUUCCACUACGGCCAGAGAGGUUAGAAAAGCGCGAGUCUAGGAUUGGCUUAAGGAGCUUAUUCGGCAGGUCGAGAACCGGGAGGGAUGAUAAGACAGGAGACGAAGCAUUACCAUCGCCAAAGGAGUCACCACGACAUGGCGGGAGACGCACCUCGCUAGCUGAUAUCGGUGUCUUCAACCGGGGGUUUCAUUCGUCCCGCUCUGAGGUUUCCCUUUUACCUUCACCUUUGGCGCUAGCAAAGCCAUCGCCGACUGAAUCGUUUUCUUCAAUAAAUUAUCGAGGGCGUCGAGGUAGCAAUGCAGCUAACAAGAGCAAACUUGGUCAACCAGUAUCACCGAAGAGCCCGACGACUACGGCGUUUGAUCCGCCGCCAUUAUUCAAAAUGUAUCCCCAGGCAAUUAAGCAUGCCACACUACCAGCUUGCGUCACCCCGAUAGAGACCCUAGUUCGCUUCAGCGAGUCCAAAGAUAACUCACUACAGAAUGACUUUUCGCAGGGUGAUAUCACUCUUGACCGACGAGAAGCAGGGCGGAAGGCCGAGGGAGAUAAGAAAAAGAAAUCCAAAUUCGCGCCGGAAUGGACCAGCAAGAUCUACUCACUUGUCACCUCUGGAUACUUGCUCCAAUAUGCGGCCGAGGGCUCCUUCAAUAGGUUACCUGAGAAGGUAUUACAUCUCACUCGAGAUUCGGCUGCUUAUGUUAGCGACCUAAUUCCUGGAAAGCAUUGGGUUGUUCGAGUGACUUCAUCCACGGAUGCCGACGGAAACCCAUCUAUAGAUGCGAAAUCCCUUAGGUCUAGGCUUGCUCUAAGAGGAGUCGAGAAGCGACAAGUCUCUAACAUGCUACUUGUUUUCGAAAACCCCGAGACUAUGGAUGCUUGGCUCGCUAUCCUGAGACGAGAGAUCGAAUCGCUAGGCGGUAAGAAGAAGCUUUCGGAAACUGGAAACCCCGAAUCAGACAGCAGCGCUACUACACUAAAGACGCAGGGCAGCCAGAGGACCAUUGUUGUUCGAGAUCCGGCCCGUUUCUCGCGUAUUAUUUCCCAGGACUUCUCAUGGACUCAGGAGAAUGCGCUUGUCGAUCCUACAGAGGAGAGUGAUUCCAAUAACCCGCCAUUAAAGCGACUGUCGGAGUCGACUGUGGAUGAUGAUUCGAGUAUGGUUUCGUCGGAUGGUCAACGCCUAGACAGCCUCCGGGAUAGUAGCACCGGCAAUGGUAAUCGAUUUUCCUUCGUCUCAUCCGGACAACGGACAAUGGUGUCUUCGGCGGAGUCAUCGCCGGCCAAUUCUCCAAUUCGAGCAAGUUUCUCGAGCCAGGAGGAAUAUCUAUUCCAAAAGAAUCAAUCACCAUUACCACCUACCCCCGAGGUUAGGCCGCGUCCCAACGCCGCCGCAAUCGCAAACCGCAGACAGUCGAUGCAGACUAUGAUCCCUGCUUUCGAUCAUCGUCUAGAUACGGGUAGUCGCCCGUCUUUGACCCUAUCUCCUCCCCCUCCUAAAUCAAGCCAUGGCGACAGGCAUCAGUUCGUACCUAACUUUAGCGUACCACAUGCAGUGGGUAGACGAUACUCGUCGUUGAGUUUGUCUGUAAUUACCCCCCGAUCCGAACAGGUGCAAGCAGUCAGCCGAGACGGGCUCGCUAAGCCUCCUCCUUUUCGAAGGAGUCCGCCGACAACCCUCCCCAUCUCUCGACCCCUCUCUAUUGUUCUUGAUCAGCCGCCACCAAUACCAUCUUGCUCGUCUAACUCACCUACCCCCCCAAUGAACAAGGUAUCUGCUUUACAGAUGCCUGAUUCACCGACCAUAUUUAGCUCUUGGGCUAGCAAUGCUCUAAAGCAGCGGUCGCAGGAAAGGGGGACCCCACCGAAGAAGAGCCAUCUGUCGAAGCAGGUUACCGGCGGAACUCAAAACACCACCACAGAACGUCGUAGUACAGAUGGUAUACGUGCCAGUCGACAAGGUCCGACACGUCCCCAAGCUAAUACAAGUAAAUCAUCCAUUCCUCAACUAGCCCGCGCCCAGUCCUCGGAGAUUGCAGACGCGCCCGAGCUAAUACGCAGGCCCGCCUCAUCUUUUGAGAUGCGGAGAGUAUCAACGGCCCCGGUUCCCAAAUAUGUAUCUUACAACUGCACCCCGCCGCUAGACGAGUACCCAACCCGGCAGAACCGCCACUCGUUAACAUUCCCCAAGCGGUCCUCCAACUUAUCUUCUAUCGAAGAACCAACCUAUACGCUAUCGCCGCCUCUAGCCUUCUCUCCUAAGCGCUCGGUGCCUUCCCUCAAGGCCCUGCAGCAGGAGACAUCACCAAAGCAAUUAUUAGCGAUGAACAUGAGCCCAAAAGCCCUUUUGACCAGGAGAAGCAUGCCUCACCUCUCAGAAGGCCCGCCUCCUGCUCCUCCACCAACCUGCGCGCUUCCUCCGCUUCCGGGGAAGUAUGCAGCUACCAUGCCCAGGAGCACGAAAACUUAA
Daldinia childiae is the source of this 2589-nucleotide messenger RNA. Its product is annotated as peptidase family M20/M25/M40 protein. The record is from RefSeq and is a predicted model, not a curated record. Bases 1 to 2589 code for a protein of 862 amino acids. The transcript has a single exon. NCBI's taxonomy places the organism in Eukaryota, Fungi, Ascomycota, Sordariomycetes, Xylariales, Hypoxylaceae.